AAAAUUUUGGGACUUUCUUUUAGUAGCAUUCUUUCCUUCCUCCGACGAGAUCUGAUCUCUCUCGUUUUCUCGAUCCAUCACCACCACCAGAUCUCGUCAAACUUCUCUGCAGCGACCGCCCGAAGGCAUGGAGAAAACGUGUUCUCUACUAAUUCACUUUGACAAAGGAACACCUGCACUUGCCAAUGAGAUCAAGGAGGCUCUUGAAGGAAAUGAUGAUGCUGCAAAGAUUGAUGCCAUGAAAAAAGCAGUUAUGCUUUUGCUGAAUGGGGAAACACUGCCACAACUGUUUAUCACAAUUGUCCGAUAUGUUCUUCCUUCGGAGGAUCACACUGUUCAGAAACUACUGCUUCUUUAUCUAGAAAUCAUCGACAAAACAGACUCAAAAGGAAAGAUCUUGCCUGAAAUGAUUUUAAUCUGCCAAAAUUUGAGAAACAAUCUCCAGCACCCCAAUGAGUACAUUCGUGGUGUGACUUUGAGGUUUCUUUGUCGUCUCAAUGAGACGGAGAUAAUUGAGCCCUUGAUCCCGUCUAUACUGGCUAAUUUGGAGCAUCGACAUCCAUUUAUAAGGAGGAAUGCAAUACUUGCUGUGAUGGCCAUUUACAAGCUUCCCCAAGGGGAGCAGCUUCUAGUUGAUGCUCCGGAGAUGAUAGAGAAGGUCCUCUCAACAGAAGCGGAUCAAUCGGCAAAGAGAAAUGCAUUUCUUAUGCUUUUUACAUGUGCACAGGAUCGAGCAGUUAAUUACCUUUUGACCCAUGUGGAUAGAGUGUCUGAAUGGGGAGAACUGCUGCAGAUGGUUGUGUUGGAGCUGAUCCGUAAAGUAUGCAGAGCAAACAAAGGGGAGAAAGGGAAGUACAUUAAAAUCAUUAUAUCCUUAUUGAACGUGCCUUCUGCUGCGGUUAUUUAUGAAUGUGCUGGCACACUUGUGGCAUUGUCAUCUGCUCCUACUGCUAUUAGGGCAGCAGCCAAUACCUAUUGCCAACUCCUCCUCUCUCAGAGUGACAACAAUGUGAAGCUCAUUGUUCUGGAUCGUUUGAAUGAACUCAAAUCUGCUCACAGGGAAAUCAUGGUUGAUAUGAUAAUGGAUGUGCUCAGGGCACUCUCAAGCCCUAAUCAUGAUAUUCGGAGGAAAACACUUGAUAUUGUUCUUGAUUUGAUCACUCCUCGAAACAUCAAUGAAGUUGUUCUUACUUUGAAAAAGGAAGUGGUAAAAACUCAAAGUGGCGAAUUGGAAAAAGAUGGGGAGUACCGCCAAAUGCUUAUCCAAGCGAUCCAUUCCUGUGCUAUCAAGUUCCCUGAAGUAGCAAGCACGGUCGUACAUCUGUUGAUGGAUUUCUUAGGUGACAGUAAUGUUGCUUCAGCAAUGGAUGUAGCUGUUUUUGUGAGAGAAAUAAUCGAAACGAAUCCUAAGUUGAGGGUUUCAAUCAUAACAAGGCUAUUGGACACCUUUUACCAGAUACGAUCUGCACGAGUUUGUUCCUGUGCUCUUUGGAUCAUUAGCGAGUACUGCCUUUCUCUCUCAGAAGUUGAGAGUGGAAUUGCAGCUAUAAAGCAGUGCCUUGGGGACCUGCCAUUUUACUUGGCUUCAGAAGAGGGGGACACCAAUGAUUCUUCAAAGAAGUCUCAGCAAGUGAACUCAAUAACUGUUUCAUCUAAGAGGCCGGCUAUUCUUGCUGAUGGCACUUAUGCAACUCAGAGUGCAGCUUCUGAAACUGCUUUCUCCCCUCCUACGGUGGUCCAGGGAACUUUGACUUCGGGAAAUUUGAGAUCCCUUCUUCUAACAGGUGAUUUCUUCCUUGGGGCAGUUGUAGCCUGCACAUUGACAAAGCUUGUCUUGCGUUUGGCAGAGGUUCAACCAUCAAAAAGUGAAGUUAAUAAAGCAUCAACUCAAGUGUUGCUAAUUAUUGUGUCAAUGCUACAACUUGGGCAAUCUUCAUUUCUUCCACACCCGAUUGACAAUGACUCUUACGAUAGAAUUGUCCUUUGCAUAAGGUUGCUAUGUAAUCCAGGUGAAGAGAUCAAAAAAAUAUGGCUGCAGUCUUGCCGUGAAAGUUUUGUCCAAAUGCUUGCGGAUAAGCAGAUGCGGGAAACAGAGGAACUGAAAGCCAAGGCCCAGGUCUCACAUGCACAACCUGAUGAUCUCAUUGACUUCUAUCAUCUGAAGAGCAGGAAGGGCAUGAGCCAGCUGGAGUUGGAGGAUCAGGUCCAAGAUGAUCUAAAACGUGCCACUGGAGAAUUUAUUAAGGAAGGAGAUGCUGCCAAUAAACUGAAUCGUAUUCUUCAACUCACUGGAUUUAGUGACCCAGUUUAUGCUGAAGCAUAUGUUACUGUUAAUCACUAUGAUAUUGUGCUUGAUGUAACGGUUAUCAACCGAACCAAGGAAACUCUCCAGAAUCUUUGCUUGGAAUUGGCAACAAUGGGCGACCUUAAACUUGUAGAGCGUCCUCAGAACUAUACCCUUGCUCCUGAAUCAAGCAAGCAGAUAAAAGCAAACAUUAAGGUGUCAUCAACCGAGACUGGAGUCAUAUUUGGAAACAUCGUUUAUGAAACCUCAAAUGUGCUAGAACGUACUGUUAUCGUUCUCAAUGACAUUCAUAUUGACAUUAUGGAUUACAUCUCUCCAGCAGUCUGUAGUGAUGCAGCCUUUAGAACCAUGUGGGCUGAGUUUGAAUGGGAAAACAAGGUUGCUGUGAACACCGUAAUUCAAGAUGAGAAAGAAUUUCUCGAUCAUAUUAUCAAAUCCACCAACAUGAAGUGCCUAACUGCACCGUCGGCAUUGGAAGGCGAUUGUGGGUUUUUGGCAGCCAACUUAUAUGCAAAGAGUGUGUUUGGAGAAGAUGCUUUGGUGAAUUUGAGCAUCGAGAAGCAAGGAGAUGGUAAGCUAAGCGGAUAUAUUCGUAUCAGGAGCAAAACACAGGGGAUUGCUCUAAGUUUGGGGGACAAAAUCACUCUUAAGCAGAAGGGAGGAGGUGCUGCCUGAUCUUCAUCCAUUCAAUUCAAUUGGAUUGGUGUGGAGAUUGAUGGAGAAUAUAGAGAAGAAUAAGAGAGGGAGUAUUUUUGGAUUUGGAGUUUGUUUAGAUGAUGAGGUUGAUGGCUACUUCUUGUGGUUGGGAUUAUAUAAUAGAUGGAUGGACAGAAUGUGUGUAAGUUGUAGGGUUACACAAAUUUUAAUAUGGUAUUUGGUAUAUUUUGUUGAUGUAAGAAGCUUGUAUUCUUUUACUUCUCAUAUAAUUAGUUGUUUCUUCACUCUC
Cynara cardunculus var. scolymus (artichoke) is the source of this 3251-nucleotide messenger RNA. Its product is annotated as coatomer subunit beta-1. Lineage: Eukaryota; Viridiplantae; Streptophyta; Magnoliopsida; Asterales; Asteraceae. The record is from RefSeq and is a predicted model, not a curated record. Gene Ontology annotation, molecular function: structural molecule activity. The coding region runs from base 128 to 2980 and encodes 950 amino acids. Gene Ontology annotation, biological process: intracellular protein transport; endoplasmic reticulum to Golgi vesicle-mediated transport; intra-Golgi vesicle-mediated transport. The transcript is spliced from 6 exons. Gene Ontology annotation, cellular component: COPI vesicle coat; cytoplasm.